AUGACACGGCCCACCGGCCUCCUUGUUGCUUCUGUGCACUGCUGCACAGCCGAGGACAUUCACCAGUCCUCGCCUUCAUGGUUCAUGACACGGCCCACCGGCCUCUUUGUUGCUUCUGUGCACUGCUGCACAGCCGAGGACAUCCACCAGUCCUCGCCUUCAUGGUUCAUGACACGGCCCACCGGCCUCCUUGUUGCUUCUGUGCACUGCUGCACAGCCGAGGACAUUCACCAGUCCUCGCCUUCAUGGUUCACGACACGGCCCACCGGCCUCUUUGUCGCCUCCGUGCACUCGGUGGGUGCUGGUGUUGAGGGAACAACGCCACCAGACGACAUAUCACACAUGGACCCAGAGACAGCACCUCUGCACCCAUCCGCCAUGCCCGCUGUGGCGCCGGGCUGUGUGCGCAUGACUGUGGGCGGCGGCUUUGCAGGCCAGGACCUGGGGGGCGGCCGCUGCUACUUCCGCGGUGCGUGCACGCUGGACAUGAAGUUCGACCUCAUGCCCCCGUGGCUCAUCAACGCCACCACGCCUUCCCUUGUCGCCUCCCAUGCUACCCCCCUCUCCCCCCCUCCCCCCCACAGCGGAGCAUGCACGCUGGACAUGAAGUUCGACCUCAUGCCCCCGUGGCUCAUCAAUUUCGUUGCCCGGCAGCUAGCCGGCACUGGUUACCACCUGCUCUGUCACGAGGUAGACACAAUCGUCAAAGCCGCGGCCGCUGCUGCUACUGUGAACAAGUGUGAUAAGAAGAAGGGGCGCGGGGCGUUUCAACAGCUCUUAGCCUCUGAUCCGGCCGGUGGCAUGAACGGCAUUACUGUUCACUGCGCGAUGCGUGUGAAGUUGACGCGAUUCGAGGCUAACGCCAUGGCGCUAGCAGAAGGCAUCGACCUACUCGAUCAGGCGCUCGAGGAGCCCACGUGGAAGGACCUCGAUAAAGUCACGGCUCUUAUAAGCAAGCAGCUGGACGUGAAAAAUGGGUCAGCAGCAGGAGCAGCGGGAGCAGGUGGAUCGAGCAACAGCGUGGCGGACUAUUGGGCAGCGGAGACCGUUAAGCUCUUGGAGGAUCUUAAGAGUGUCAGCGUGGAGGCUCUCGCUACUACCGAUCCUGCGGACCGCAAUGCGUGGAAGAUGUGCGAGGAGGGUCCGGAGCACCGCGCGAUGCUGCGCAAGGGCCCGGAAGGCACGGCGAUAAACGCGCUGUGCAUGGAGGGGCGCAUCGACAGCCCCGUGCACGCCGCCGUCGCCAUGACGCGCGACGCGGGGUUCUUCAAGGAGUGGUGGCCGCAGGGCGACAUGCCCGUCUACAGAAUCGUCGAGAACCGGUACCUCGCGCGCGUCGGCGACGGCUUCGAUAUCACUUAUAUGAAGUUCAAGGUGCCGUGGCCGUUCCCGUGGCAGGAGUUCGCGAUGAUCUUCUUUACCAUUUACGACUCGGACACGGGCGUUGCCACCACUGUCGUCCGCACGCUUCCAGAGGACAACAGCGAAAUCGACGCAUCCAUUCACGGGUUUUCCCGCGACAUGGCGCCGCCAGUCCCCUCGGGAAUGGUCCGCAUGGCCAUCAACGGCGGAUUCUCCAUCAAAGAUCUCGGCCGUUCACGCUGCCACUUCCGGUCGAUCUUCACCUGCGAUCUGAAGCUCCCGGCCAUGGUGGUUAACUUCGUUACCAAGGAGUUCGGAGGGGUGCUGUUCAAUUUGUUUAGGAAAGAGGUUGAGACGGACUUGGCAGAUGAGGGGCAAAAGGGGGUGGAGUUUAGGAAGGUUCUGAAGGAAGAGAAGCUGUAUGGCCGGAUUGAAGCGGCUAUGGACGAGUACCGGGCAAAGGCGGCCGGAGGAUUGGGGAUGGGUGAAAAUGGGUUGGGAGAGACGGGGGUGGAGGGAGAGGAAGGCGAGGAGGUGGAGGAGGAAAAGAAGGUGCUGGUGGCAACAGCGUCGUUUGUGGAAGGGGCUCCCACGGAGGCGCACAGGUCUGCCAUGGCAGCUGCAUCAGCAGCAGCAGCAACAGCAGCAGCGGCAAGAGUGACUCACACGAAUGGAGGGGAGGAGGAGGAGGAGGAGGAAGAGGUAUUCGAGGACGCAGAGGAUCAGCUGCUGGUUACCCUGGACGAUUCAGAACCUGCUUCGUACCCGCACCAGCAGAAGCACCCUCAUCCUCCCGUUCCUCCUGCGUACGCCCCGUUCUCAUCCCAAGACCCGGCUAUCGCCGCAGCCUUUGCUGCCGCAGCCGCGCUGGCAGGCGCAGGUGGGACUGGUGCAGGUGGUAACCCCGUGGCUGGGUCUGCUAGCUCCGGUGCUGCCGAGCCUGCUCUGACCCCGGACGUGCUCCAAGCCAUGGCAACCCUAGAGCAGGCGCUAGAGUCGCUGCGAGCCCGAACCUCUGCUGCGCUCUCUGCUGCUGCUCACGCCGGCGGACCAGGAGGAGGGAUGUUCCCAGGACAGUAUGGUCACGCCUAUCCUCCUCCCCCCCUCCCUGCCUAUGGUGCUGUGCCCGGGUAUGGGCCAGUGGUGGGGGGGAAGGGUGGGAGGUUUGUGGGUGCUCCUGUGGGGAAUCCUCCGCUGCUGCCGUAUUAUACCGCCCCGUUCCCGCCCAAUGAGAUGCAGCGGUUUGCCGGGCCGGUUCCUGUGGUUGGGAGGAUGGACGGGUAUGGAAGGGUUUCCGGGCGGCGAGCGAACGGAGCGAGAGGGGGAGGUGGGAGGUAUAAGGGCGAGGGAGGAGUGAUGGUUGCGCCUGGGAAGGGGGGAAUGGGGGGAAUGAGCGGAAGGGGAGGAGGAGAGGGGGGAGGAGGGGGGAAGAUGAGCCGGAAUGGGAAGCAGCAGCCUCCGUUCCAUCCCUCGCAGCAGCAGAUGAUGGUUUCGGGAAAAGCAGGUGCAGGAACAGGGAAGGUUGCUACAGCAGAAGCUCCUGCUACAGCCGCUGCUGCUCCUCCUGCUACAGGCUCAACCCUCUGGUCGGCAGCUUCAGCCCUGUUUGGGCUUGCCACGUGUUGCACUGCCACUGGCCUGAGAAACGCCGAGGCAGCAGGGUACAUUCUGCCUGAAGAGCUGCCGUCCGAGAGGUGGCGUGAUGAUGUUGAGGAUGACUAUAACGAGUAUGAUUCUGAGGAGGAUGAGGAUGAGGGGUAUUAUGAGGGGUACGGAGGUGGUAUAAAUGGUGUUCCUGGGGGUUAUGGAAAUGGAGGGUAUGGGAAUGGGGCGUAUGGCCCUGGUGCUUAUGGGGAUGGUGGUUAUGGAGGAAACAGUGGAGGUAGAUUAGUGGAUGAAAGGCAGGUGUGGAGAGGAAGAGCCAUGGUUGGAAGCGGAGGGGGGGGUGGCGGAGGCCGUGAGUGGCGCCCGCGGGGGGGCGGCGGCGGAGGCCGCGGACGUGGAGGCGGAAGGAGGGGUGGCGGGGGGGCGUAUGUAGGAGACAGUUGGGGGGAUGGCGCGGGGACAGGCAGAGGGGGAACAGGCGGAGGGGGAAGAGGCGGAAGGGGUGACGGGGACGCGUCAGGCUGGGGUGGCGGAGGGAGAGGGGGGCGGGGCGGAGGCGGCGGAAGGCAUGGGGGAGGGGAUCAGCGCGGCUGGUGGGGGGACGGCGGAGGCGGAAGGCACGGACGGGGAGGCGGGUUUGGCGGAAGAUGGGGCGGGGGGGGCGGACGAGGGGGAAGGAAUUAUCAGCAGCAGGCAGAGCAGCAGCAGGGGGAGCAGCAGGCGGAGCAGCAGCAGGGGGAGCAGCAAGCGGAGCAGCAGCAGGGGGAGCAGCAAGCGGAGCAGCAGCAGGGGGAGCAGCAAGCGGAGCAGCAGCAGGGGGAGCAGCAAGCGGAGCAGCAGGCUCAUCACUCAGCGCACGGGCAGCAAAUCCAACAAUCUCAGCUGGUUGACGGGCAGAAUUUGGAUGCGACGGGCACUCCGGAGGAGGAGGAGGAGCCGUUUUUGUCGUAUCUGCCACAGGAUGAGAUUCUGGCAGGUGGAGUAAGCAGGAUGGGAGGUUUGGACGGAAGCUUGGAGGGAGGUUCGGAGGGAGGCUUGGUGGGAGGCUCGGCAGCAGGUCUGGCAGGGGUGGAUUCGGGCGAUACUCAAAAGAUGGUUGAUCGGACGGUGGAGAGGCUUCGAGAGAUGCUGAGAUUGCCAGCUAAGCAGUUCUGGAGAACAGUUGCCCGCUCGCCCUCACUCGUGGCCUUCCUCGACUCGUACCUCCGCUUCCGGUCCCGUUGUCGACUCAAAACUAGGCGCAAACCUCCUUCUCUUUUCCAUCUCCCUUCUUGUUCCCCCACACGCCCUCCAUCCACUCCACCCUCUCCGUCCUACCCAGACCUCCUUCUCUCCAUGCGUCUGUUCGAUGCGCCCAAGCUCAUGGACGUGGCUGCUGUCUUUAGAAUGACAAACUCUGUCUCUUUUCCAUCUGCCCUCCUUCUUCCCCUGCACUUCCCCCUUCCACCUCCACUCCACCCUCUCCGUCCUACCCAGACCUCCUUCUCUCCAUGCGCCUCUUUGAUGCACCCAAGCUCAUGGACGUGGCUGCUGCUGUCUUUGGGAAGGCCACCUGCCUCUCUUACCCUCUCUCCCCUCUUCUACAUCUCUCUCUCCCCUACCACCUCAACCCUCUCUUCCCUUCCCUCAGACCUCCUCCUCUCCAUGCGCCUCUUUGAUGCGCCCAAGCUCAUGGACGUGGCUGCUGACUUUGCGAGGGCCAAAUUUCCUCUUCUGACCUCUCUCCCCGCUUCUCUACCUGUCGCUCGCAGACCUCCUCCUCUCCAUGCGCCUCUUCGAUGCGCCCAAGCUCAUGGACGUGGCUGCUGUCUUUGCGAGGGCAAACCCCGCUGCAACACGGCAGCUGGUUAG
This is a messenger RNA of Closterium sp. NIES-65, 4818 nucleotides long. NCBI's taxonomy places the organism in Eukaryota, Viridiplantae, Streptophyta, Zygnematophyceae, Desmidiales, Closteriaceae. The record is from the annotation of a GenBank genome assembly.